AUGUCUAAAAGCAAAGCCAGUGAGGCGGUGCGGGUGGUGGUCCGCUGCAGACCCUUCAGCAGGAAGGAGGAGAUGACGGACUGUGAGAACAUUUUGGAGGUUGAUGCCAAACUGGGCCAGAUCAUCAUCAGGAACCCGAAGGCGCCACCUGAUGAGCCCAUGAAAGUCUUCACCUUCGACUCCGUCUACGGAUGGAACUCAAACCAAAGCGACGUUUACGACGAUGCGGUCAGACCUCUGGUGGAGUCUGUGCUCCAGGGGUUCAACGGGACCAUCUUCGCCUACGGACAGACCGGUACAGGUAAAACCUACACCAUGCAGGGGGUUUCAAACGACCCAGACAGAAGGGGGGUCAUCCCCAGUUCAUUUGAGCACAUUUUUACUCAUAUCUCCAGAACUAAGAACCAGAAAUACCUGGUGAGGUCAUCCUAUCUGGAGAUCUACCAGGAGGAGAUCAGAGAUCUGCUUUGUAAAGACAACAACAAGAAGCUGGAGCUGAAGGAGAGCCCAGACUUUGGGGUGUACGUGAAGGACCUGUCAUCGGUGGUGACCAAGAACGCCACUGAGAUCGAGCAUGUGAUGAGUAUAGGCAACCAGUCCAGGUCUGUGGGCUUCACCAACAUGAACGAACGCAGCUCCAGGUCCCACGCCAUUUUCGUCAUCACUGUGGAGUGUAGUGAGCUAGGGCCGGAUGGAGAAGACCACAUCCGUGUGGGGAAGCUGAACAUGGUGGACCUGGCUGGCAGCGAGCGCCAGAGCAAGACAGGUGCGAAGGGAAAGCGACUGAAGGAAGCUGCCAAGAUCAACCUGUCCCUGUCCGCGCUGGGGAACGUCAUUUCUGCUCUGGUGGAUGGGAAGAGCACCCACGUGCCCUACAGGGACUCCAAGCUGACCCGUUUACUCCAGGACUCGCUGGGUGGCAACGCAAAGACUGUCAUGAUUGCAACUGUGGGACCUUCACACAAGAACCACAACGAAUCCCUGGCCACCCUGAGGUACGCCUGCAGGGCCAAAAACAUCAAGAACAAGCCUCGGAUUAACGAGGAUCCUAAGGAUGCUCUUCUGAGGGAGUUCCAGGAGGAGAUCGCACGCUUGAAAGCCCAGCUGGAGGAGAGAGGGCUGCUGGCAAAGGAGAGGAGGAGGAGGAGGAACAGCAAAAGACUGAGCAGAAGUAUGGUCGGUGUGGAAGAAGAGUUCUUCAGAGAAAGGAACGAGGAGGUGUGGAAGACCGCUGAGGAGGAAGCGGAUGUGAAACAGCGCAUAAAGGAAGGCAGCGACGUUCCCAGUGUUCUGACCUGCCUGGGAAACACCGAGAAGCUGAAGCAUCUGAGUGGAAACCGAACAAGUGUGGAGGACCUGCAGUGGGACCAGGACGCUCUGGAGAAGAUCAUCGAGAAGUAUAAGGCCAUGGAGAGCAAACUGUUAGUGGGAGGAAAGACUAUAAUUGAUCACACAAAUGAACAACAAAAAAUGUUGGAGCAACGGAGGCAAGAGAUUGCAGAGCAGAUAAGGCGAGAGAGAGAAAUUCAGCAGCAGAUGAUGUUGCAGGAUGAGGAGACGUUAGAGAUGAAGGAGACCUUCUCCACCCUGCAGCAGGAGGUGGAGCUAAAGACAAAGAAACUAAAGAGGCUGUAUGCCCGACUGCAGGCAGUGAAGGCAGAGAUGACAGAUAUCAUCGAUGAGCAUGUUGUCAACCGACAGGAACUGGAGCAGACACAGCACGAACUCACCAGAGAACUCAAGUACAAAUAUCUCUUGAUUGAGAAUUUUAUACCUCCUGAGGAAAAGAAUAAGAUCGUGAACCGGCUGCACUUUGACAGCGAGGAGGAUCAGUGGAAGCUUCAACCGGUUCUUCCAUCUGAGAGCACACCCACUCAGGUCAAGAGAAGGCCUCUCUCUGCUGUGGGAUACAAGAGGCCGAUCAGCCAGUACGCACAGAUGGCUGUUGCCGCGGCAACCGGGGCCCCAUCCAGAUACCAGGCAGAGAAUAUUAUGUUGCUGGAGUUAGACAUGAGUCCUCCAACACUGUUCACCUUGAACCUCAAUGGAGCUCACCUGGAGAGGGCAUUCUCUCCCAGGCUAAUGCAGGAUCUGCUGGUUCAUGUUCCCAUCAGAGAAAGGAGCAGCUCAGCGUCGUCACGGGUCAGGAAAUCCCAAUCCUGGUAUCAGGCUCCACAAGCAGCAUCUGUCACCCCAUCCCCAUCCUCUGCCGCCCUGGCAUCAGGAUCUCAGAGUUUCUAUCAGUCUCCAAGACAGAGGCCAGCCUCUGCCACCUAUCUGUCCCAUGGAAGUCCACUUCAGACCAGCCCCUGAGACACUUUCUAUACAGGACCGUCCUGCUUCAGAGUGCACAGAGGACACUGGACUGACCACAAGGCAACAGGCACAGACUAGAGUGGGAUCCUUUGCAUUGAUUUCAAGUUUUUUUCCUGACAACGAUUCACUUUAGUAAUAAGCAUGUAUUUAAUUUAGCCUUGUUGGUUUAUUAAGAAAUGUUACAUGAGUGUUGUGGUCUCACUCUCUGUUUUCUGGCUUUUUUUCCACAAUUGCCUAGUGACUUGCUGGUUAUGCAAUUACCGCGAGUAAAGUUGAACUGGAAUUUGCUUUGACAAACGGUAAACUGCUAUUGGGCUCAUUUCAAGCCUUACCUUUUUAUUUUCCUCAUUUAUUUAUUUAUUUAUUUGUCUAUUUAUCUAUCCAUCUAUUUAUCUGCUACACUUAAGAUGCCUUUUAUUUCCCAAAGACAGGCAUUUAGUGAACAUAGGGCCCGAUACUACCUGUGGCCAUCCUGGGUUGCCUCUUGUUGCUUUUAUUUCUAGCUACUGUAAUUCUUGUGAGCCAAAAAUGUGAAGAAGCUUGCAGUGCUCUGUUAAUUAGCUGCCUUAUUUUUUCAUAAGUGUGGAAUUGUGCAAAGUAAUUUCUCUUACACAUGACAAUAAACAUUCAAAUAUGUCAGUGUGCCUCU
Sphaeramia orbicularis (orbiculate cardinalfish) is the source of this 2965-nucleotide messenger RNA. RefSeq names its product kinesin-like protein KIF3B. The transcript is spliced from 8 exons. NCBI's taxonomy places the organism in Eukaryota, Metazoa, Chordata, Actinopteri, Kurtiformes, Apogonidae. The record is from RefSeq and is a predicted model, not a curated record. The coding region runs from base 1 to 2313 and encodes 770 amino acids. Gene Ontology annotation, molecular function: microtubule binding; microtubule motor activity; ATP binding. Gene Ontology annotation, biological process: microtubule-based movement.